AUGGCAGAAAAUAUACCUGGGGGAAUAGUAGCAGCCGCAAAGAAUCGCUUGCAGGUGGUUAGAGGCUUGGAGGAUGUGGAAGUGUCAGAGUGUGAGAGUUGCUCUUUCGAGGUGAUCCUCAAUUUGUCAUACAUUGAGGGAGUUUGGACCAAGGAUGGAGUUCGGGUCAAGUCCAAACCCAACUGUCGCAUCAGCACACAUGGGAAGACGCAUUCGCUCAUAUUGACCAGAGUGGCUCUGGCAGACGUGGGUUUGAUCUCUUUCCAGGCCAACGGCAUUCAGACCUCUGGCAGACUCACUGUUAGAGCUAGGGACAUCCGAAUUAUUCAGGAACUGCAAGACGUUGAUACUAUGGAACGCCAACCUGUCAACUUCCUGUGUGAAGUAAACCAAGUGGAUGUGGAUGGUCGAUGGUACAGAGAUGACUGUCGGAUCCGACCUGGAGACAACAUUAAGAUUAGACAUCAGGGUAAAACCCACACAAUGGCUUUUAAGUCGGUCAGGCCAGAGCACGCUGGAGAAAUCAGAUUCACUGCUGAGCGUGUCUCGUCUUACGCAACUCUUAAAGUAACAGAGCUGCCAGUCCAAAUAGUUCGACCCCUGAGAGUCAAGAUAGCCAUGUAUCAUCACAGAGGCCUGCUGGAGUGCCAGGUUUCUCGGGCCAAUGCUCAAGUCAAGUGGUACAAGAACAAAAAGGAGCUUGUGUCCAGCAAAAAAUACCAACUAGUUAGCCAAGAUGUCUAUAGGCAGCUUACCAUUGAUGACGUCUGUUCUUCAGAUGAAGACACCUACACUUGCGAUGCUGGCGAUGACAAAACUUGUUGUCAGCUUCUAGUAGAGGAGCAGGCGAUGAGCAUUGUUCGAGACAUGAGCUCAGUGGAAGUGACCGAACCAGAGCCAGCGCUCUUCCAGGUAGAGACCAGCCUAAAGUCGGGAAGGCCGCCCAGAUGGACCCUCAAUGGGAAUGUAUUGGAGCCUAGCGAAGCGGUGGAUAUCUACAGGGAGGGAACCAUCCACAGCCUUUGCCUUACCUCCACAGACAGUUCCAUGUCAGGGCUUGUGGUUUUUGUUGCCGGCAAGAGCCGCUCUACUGCCCAGCUUACGGUAAAAGAGCGACCCCUCCAAGUUGUCCGCAAUUUGGAAGAUGUGGAAGCCAAGGAGAACAGCUCUGUCACUCUGAGCUGUGAGUUUGCCCCCUCCCCCAGGGUGGUGAGGUGGUUUAAAGGUCGUACAGCUCUCAAGACGUCAAACAAGUAUUGCACGAGAAGAGAUAGAAAACGUGCAGAGCUGACAAUCCAUGGCUUGGUCGGGAUGGAUGCUGGGCAGUACCGUUGUGUGGCGGGGGGAGCACAGAGCACGUCAUAUGUUAAGGUCGAAGUGAGAAAGCUGAAGCUAGUCAAACAUCUUGAACCAGUGGAACUUGAAGAGGACGGCAUUGCCAGUUUCUCUUGUGAGCUCAACUACGUGGUUGCCAACGUAGAGUGGCUCCUCAACAAUGUCCGCCUCUAUUCCAAUGCCAUAAACAGGAUCCAGCACAUGGGAACAAUGCACAGCCUUAAUAUUAAGAAGCUUAGGCCCCAGCAUAGCAAGGUCACAUUUAAAGCCGGCCUUCUUUCAGAGACAACAACUUUAAAGGUCAAAGAGCGCCCAGCAGUCUUCCUAAGACCUCUAGAGGAUGCUAUUGGGGAAGAGCAAGGAGAGGUCUGCCUCCAAUGUGAAAUUUCCAAAGAAUCUGUGAUCCCAGUCUGGAGAAAGAAUGGCAUUGUCCUAACACCUGAUGAAAAACACGAGUUGUGCCAGUACGGAAGGUCCAUGGCAUUGAUUGUUCGUUGCUUGAGCAAAGAUGAUGCUGGACACUACACCUGUGAUCUGGGCACCAGCCAGACCAAGGCCAAAGUUUCCGUACAUGAUUUACAUAUCACCAUCAUCCAGCGCUUGAAGACGACAUCUGUGCUUGAAGGUGAAAGCUGCACUUUUGAAUGUCAGCUCUCCCACAAUCUUAGUGAUGAGUGUUCCUGGACCAUCAACGGUCAAGUGGUUGUCUCCAACGGCCACUUCAAGGUCAUCAACAAUGGUCGCAAGUACAAGUUGAGCAUUAAAGGUGCUGUUUUGUCCGAUGCUGGAGAAGUGAUCUUUACAAUUAAAGACUUAACCUGUAGAACCAUGCUUUUCGUCAAAGAGAGACCAGUGCACAUUUUUAGGGAUCUUCAAAAUAUCAAGACUGUUCCGGGUGAGGAUGCUGAGCUAAAUUGUGAGAUCACCAAACCUGAGGUCAGAAUCCACUGGCUGAAAAAUGGCCAUUUAAUCAGGCAGAGCCACAGAUAUCGGAUGAGUGUGGAAAAAAACCUGGCAAGGCUGAUAAUCAGGAACACCACAAUUAGAGACUCGGGAGAGUACUGCUGUCAAGCCGAUGGGGUUGCCUCUCGCGCCAAGCUAGAGGUCAGAGAACUGCAGCACUCAUUUGCAAGGGAGUUAAAGGAUACCCAAGCAGAAGAAAAGACUAAAGUCACCCUGGAGUGCGAGACCAGACAGCCUGCCAAGCGAGUCACCUGGCUGAAGGGCAUGAUGGAACUUAGGUCAAGUAAGAAGUAUGUUAUGAGGCAGAAGGGUGUGGUCCUGUCUCUCACCAUCACUUAUCUGGAGAAGUUGGACACGGAUAUCUACACAUGUGAUGUUGGUACCAUGCAGAGCCGUGCACAGGUGACAGUGCAAGGCCAGAGAGUGGUAAUCCUGGAUGAACUGGAAGACAUUGAGUGCCUUGAAGGUGACACAGUCACAUUCAAGUGUCAAAUCUGUCCGGGUGACUACACGAGUGUGAAGUGGUACCUGGACGAGACUCUGCUCUACAAUAAUCAACUUAAUGAGAUCCAAAUGCUAGCAGGAGGCUAUCACACAUUGACAUUUAGACAGCUAGCCCGCAAAGACACUGGUACCAUUUCCUUUGCAGCCGGUGACAAACGAUCAUAUGCGUCUCUCUUGGUCAGAGAGAGGCGUCCGACCAUUUGUAAAGCUCUUGAAGACUGUGAGGCCAUUGAAGGAGGGGGUCUAGUUUUGUCCUGCAUGACCUCAAAGCCCUGUCACAUCCUGUGGUACAAAGACUGCUGCCUGAUGUGGAAUUCUUCGAGGUACUUUGCCAGUCGUUCUGGGUGUGAGGCUCGACUGACAAUUCGGGAGGUCUGUCAAAGUGAUGCCGGGGUGUACGAAUGCAGUGCUGGCUCUGUUACAACGAGGGCUGUCGUAACUGUUAAAGCUAUCCCAGCUGAAUUCACAAAGCCUCUGCAGAAUGUAGAAUCACGAGAAGGUGAAACUGCAACACUGACUUGUGAGUACUCUCUACCGGGAGUCCAGUUCCAAUGGAAAAAAGGUGUAGAGAGCCUCAGGCCUAGUGACAAGUAUGCGAUGAAACAGAAACAGACCAUCAAUUCACUCAUAAUCCGAGCUCUGAAGCCAGAGGACUCAGGGGAGUAUACCUGCCAAUGCAGAGGCCACCACACUACAGCAAGGCUAAAAGUACAAGCUAUUCCGAUUACGUUCAUCCAGCAGCUGAAGAACAUGCACGCGGAGGAAGGGAGCAACGUCAUAUUGCGCUGUGAACUUUCUAAAUCUGGAAUGCCAGUCGAAUGGGCAAAGGGGCAAGAUGUGUUGAAGAAUGGAGUCAAGUACCAGAUGAGAAGAUGGGAGACGACCCUGGAACUUUUGAUAUGGAAAGCUGUUCCUGAAGACAGUGGGUUUUACAAGUGUUUGUGUGCCGAUCAGGUCACAUCCGCCACUGUCAAAAUCAAAGCUCAGCCGCUCAACUUCAAGCAGAAGCUGCACAAUGUUACCAUCGAAGAGGGGAGCACUGCAACUUUACGAUGUGAGCUUUCCAAAGCAUCUCUGUUUGUUGAGUGGAGGAAGGCUGGGGAUGAGCUGAUCAAGCAUGGCAACAAAUAUCAUAUUCGCCAGAGAGAGACAUUGAUUGAACUGAGGAUCCUGGAUGUGACACCACAGGACAGUGACAUCUACACGUGUAUUUGUGGCAGUAUAGAGACCACAGCUACUCUUACUGUGAAUGCACUUCCAAUCACCUUUAAGCAGAAACUUAAGAACCUUCAAGUUGAGGAAGGACACAACAUCAUGCUGUCUUGUGAGAUCUCUAAGCCUGGUCUUCCCGUGGAGUGGAGGCGGGCUGGUGAGCUGCUAGAGAAUGGAGAGAAGUACCAGAUGAAGCAGAGAGGCUCUGUGCUGGAGCUGACUAUCCAAGAUGCUCUACCGGAAGACAGCGGCGUCUACUCCUGUGUCUGCAGAGACCAGAAGACAAAGGCCACAGUUAAAGUCAUUGCUGUUCCCGCCACAUUUAAAGGGGGUCUGAAAGGCCAGGAGGCAGAAGAGGGUGAUAGUGUGACAAUGCACUGCGAAAUAUCCAAAACAAAUGCCCCAGUAGAGUGGCAGAAAGAUGGACAAGUGCUGUCUGAGGAGAUGUCGUCAAGGAAAUAUUAUCUGAAACUCCAAGGGAAGAUAGCUGAGUUGACAAUUGUGAACGUUCAAGAGGAAGACGCAGGGAGGUACAGCUGCAUUACUGGGAAUGAGAAAACCACUGCUGAGCUCAAAGUGAACCCACUUCCUGUCACAUUUAAACGUAAGAUCCAGAAUUUGGAAGUGAAAGAAGGUGACAGUGGGAAUUUCUGCUGUGAGCUCUCGAAACCUGGAGCUCCAGUGGAGUGGAGGAAAGGUCGAGUGCUUCUGAGCAGCGGAAGUAAAUAUGAGAUGAAACAGGAAGGGCCUUACACAAAAUUGAUUGUCCACAACAUACAAGAUAGCGAUGCUGGAAAAUAUACUUGCAAAACCAAGGACAGCCAAUCAACUGCCGAGCUUUCGGUACUGGGUAAGUUGCCAAAAUCAGACAGAACAUGUUUACCACCAAGUUUCACUAUCAUGCUUGCCAACCAAGAGGUCAUUGAGGGCAACAGUGUGUUUCUGCGCUGUGAGCUGAACAAACCUGCCCAUUCAGUGGAGUGGAGAAGAGGAGAGGUGGUGCUGAAGCAAGGAAAUAAGUACCAGAUGAGGAAGAAGGAUUUGCAGCUAGAGAUGACUAUUGGGGAUAUCACUCUUGAAGAUGCUGGUGAUUACACCUGUAUUUGCGGCGAAGAAAGUACCACAGCUUGGCUUGCAGUAAAUGAACGACCUGUCAAAUUCCUCCAUGAACUGAGUAAUAUUGAAGUGCAGGAGGGUAAUGGGGUAACACUUUGCUGCCAGCUCUCUAAAGCAGAGCUCACUGCUCAGUGGAUGAAGGGAGAUGAAGUGUUGACCAAUGAUGAAAAAUACCAGCUCAAGCAGAGAGGCUCUACAUUGGAACUGCUCAUCAGAAAGAGUCAGCCCGAAGACACUGGCGUUUACAGCUGCGUUUGUGAAGACGUUAAAACGACUGCCACAAUUAUAAUCACUGCAAUUCCAGUGACAUUCAAACAAAAGUUGAAGAAUCAAGAAACAGUGGAGGAGAGCAGCGUGACGCUCCACUGUGAGCUCACCAAGCCAGGAGUUCCUGUCGAGUGGAGAAAGGAUGCUCAGCUCCUGAUAGAGGGAGCCAAGUAUUUGAUGAAGCAAGAGGGCAGGGUGUGUGAGAUGCUGAUCACAGAUUUAAUGCUCAAGGAUGCUGGAGAAUACAGCUGCUCUGUUGGUACAGCAGUGACUUCAGCUGAUAUUAAAGUACGAGCUCUUCCUAUUACAUUUAAGCAAGAAAUUCAAAAUUUGGAAGUGAAGGAAGGUGACAGUGGAGUGUUCAGCUGUGAGUUAUCAAAACCUGGAGCUUCGGUUGACUGGAGGAAAGGAAGAGUGAUCCUGAAGCCUGGUUACAAAUAUGAAAUGAAACAGGAGGGAAAUUUCACCAAACUGUUUGUCAACAAUGUUGAAGAGAGUGAUGCCGGGAAGUACACUUGCAAGACUAAAGACAGCCAAUCUACUGCCGAGCUCACAGUGAAAGCACCUCCCAUCACAUUUAAAACUAAGUUAAAGAAUCUGCAAGUAGAGGAGGAGAACAGUGUGACGUUGACGUGUGAAUUGUCCAAGCCUGGCCUUUCUGUGGAGUGGAGAAAAGGCCAAGAGUUGCUGAAGAAUAAUUUCAAGUAUCAGCUAAGAAAUCGGAACAGUACAAUGGAGCUAACCAUCAAAAACACUCAACUGGACGACAGUGGAGUCUAUAGCUGUACCUAUGGCGACACGAAGACUGUAGCCAACAUCACCAUUACACCAAUCCCACUCACCUUUAAAUUGGGUCUAAAGAACCAGGAAGCCGCAGAGGGAGGCAACGUGACCCUACGAUGUGAACUGUCUAGGACUGGGGUUUCUGUUCAGUGGUGGAAGGGAGAGGACCAGCUCCAUCAAGGCGGCAGGUACAAGAUGACUCUGAAGGAGAACAUAGCUGAGAUGAGCAUCAAAAAUAUCCUGCCAGAGGACGUCGGGGAGUACAGUUGUGUCUUUGGUGAUCAGAGGACCACAGCUGAAGUGAACGUAAGAGCGGCUGCAUCAGUGUUCUUUGAGAAGGAACUGGAAAGCCAAGCAGUGAUGGAGGGCAAAUCGGUGCUGAUGUCAUGUGAAGUUUCCAGUGCGAAUGUCCCAGUCACUUGGAAGAAGGACAACACUACCAUUGAAGAAGGGGAACGACUAACUAUUAUGAAAAAAGGGCCUAGACAUAUGCUUGAAAUCAAGCAGUUGCACCUGGAAGAUGCUGGCGAAUACUGCUGCAUCACUAGGGGCAAGAAGACCACUGCCAAGCUGAUAGUGAGGGAGCGAGUGCAAAUUGUUAAAGAGCUAAAAGACCUGACUGUGUGUGCCGGGGAGGACGCCAUAUUUGUGUGCGAGCUUAGCCAUGCCAAUGUGAAUGAGGGUGCGUGGUGGCUGGGCUCCAGUCCACUGCAAAAGAACGAAAUGAACCAGAUGACGUGCCAGGGACGCCAACACCGGCUUGUCCUCACCAUGACAACACCAGAGGAAACCGGCAUUGUAGCAUUUGUGAUUGGGGGGGAAAGAACAUCAGCAAAUCUUCUAGUGGUUCCCAAGCCCAAAGUUUUAUUUGAAGAGAAGCCUCAAGAUCUCCUAAUAUUGGAAGGAGAAAUUGCUACUUUGUCUUGCACAACCACUGAUUUUACCACCUCCGUUACCUGGACGCGCAACCAUAUUCCUCUCAGAAACAGUGACAAAUUUGAGAUGCGUAAAGAGGGAAAGGUUAAUUUGCUGCUGAUUCAUGCUGUGGAGCCCCUGGAUGCAGGAAUUUACUCCUGCGAUACAGGCGAUGAACAGGCCAGUGCCAAGCUUACUGUAAAAGAGCUCCCCCCAUUUUUCCAGGAAGAGUUGCAAAGUGUUGAGACUGAGGAGGGAAGCUCGGCCGUCCUGUACUGUGAGCUGUCCAAAUUUGGGCUGCCGAUACAAUGGAAGAAGAACAGGUUGCCUCUGAGGCCCGGAAGGAAGUAUGAGAUGAAACAAGAUGGUUGUUUCCUCCAGCUUCACAUCAAGGAUCUUAGAAUAGAGGAUAGUGGCAGUUACAUGUGUCAAGCAGGAAAUGCGGAAACUACUGCAACGGUAACUGUUAAAGAGCUAUCACCAUUCUUCAAAAAAGAUUUGCGAAAUGUGCGGAUGGAUGAGGGAGGAUCAGCUACUUUGAGCUGUGAGCUGUCUAAACCUGGUGCACCAGUGCAAUGGAAGAAGAACAAACUGCCGCUGAGGGCAAGCGGGAAGUAUGAGAUGAAACAAGAUGGCUGCCUCCUCCAGCUUAUCAUCAUAGACCUCAAACCUGAAGACAGUGGCAGCUACUCCUGUCAUAUAGGGAGUGUAGAAUCAUAUGCAACUUUGACAGUAAAAGAACUACAGCCAUUUUUCAAAGAAAACUUACAGAAUGUAAGGGCAGAGGAGGGAAGUAUUGCCUCCUUGUGCUGUAAGCUAUCAAAGCCAAACACUGUAAUACAAUGGAAGAAGAAUAGGGUGCCAUUGAAAGCAAGCAACAAGUAUGAGAUGAAGCAGGAUGGCUGCCUCCUCCAGCUUAACAUAAAGGAGCUUAAACCCGAGGACAGUGGAAGUUACACGUGUCAAGCAGGAAGUAUAGAGACCACUGCAACUGUGUCAGUAAAAGAGCUGCCUCCAUUCUUUGUGACAAACUUACAAAAUAUUGACGUGGAGGAGGAAGGUUCAAUCUCCCUGUCUUGUGAGCUGUCCAAACUGGGAGCAACAGUGCAAUGGAUGAAGAACAGACUGCCGCUGAGGGCCAACAGAAAGUAUGAGAUGAAACAAGAUGGCUGCCACCUUCAGCUCAAAAUCAUUGAUGUCAAACCUGAGGAUAGUGGUAGCUAUACUUGUGAAGCAGGAAACGCAGAAACCACUGCAACUGUUUCUGUGAGAGUACUUCCAGUUACUUUCAAAACGGAACUGCAACAUGUGGAGGCAGUGGAAGGAGAUACUGCCAUCCUGUGCUGUGAACUUUCUAAAUCUGCUGUAUCAGUACAAUGGAAGAAGAACAGGUUACCUCUGAGGGCCACUAGGAAGUAUGUAAUGAAACAAGAGGGCUAUCUCCAACAGCUUAAGAUCAUGGACCUCAAACCUGAAGAUGGUGGAACCUACACAUGUCAAGCAGAAAGUGCAGAGACCUCUGCAACUGUAGCUGUGAGAGAGCUCCCAUUAUUCUUCAAAGAACAAUUGCAAAGUGUAGCGGCAGAGGAGGGAGGCACUGUCUCUCUGCAAUGUGAGCUGUCCAAACCUGGGAUACCAGCGCAAUGGAAAAAGAACAGGUUGCCUCUAAAGGGCAACAGGAAGUUUGAGAUGAGACAAGAUGGUGCCCUGCUGCAGCUCAAUAUCAGUGACCUCAAGCCUGAGGAUGGUGGUAGCUAUGCAUGUCAUGCUGGAAGUGCAGAGACUGUGGCAACUUUGUCUGUAAGAGAACGCCCAGUUUCAUUUAAGGCUGACUUGCAAGGUAUGGAGGCAGAAGAAGGAGAUACUGCUCUCUUGUGCUGCGAGCUGUCCAAACCUGGAGUCGCAGUGCAAUGGAAAAAGAACCGUCUGCCAUUGAGGGACAACAGGAAGUAUGAGAUGAAACAAGAUGGCUGUCUUAUCCAACUCUCUAUCAAAGACCUCAGACCUGAGGACAGUGGAAGCUACACAUGUCAUGCAGGCAGUGCAGAGACUUCUGCAACUGUAGCUGUGAAAGAGCUACCCUUAAUUUUCAAAGAAAAAUUAGAAAGUAUGGAGACACAGGAGGGAGGUUCAAUCUCUCUAUGCUGUGAGUUGUCUAAAGUUGGAGUGCCAGUACAGUGGAAGAAAAACAGGCUCCUACUGAGGGACAACGUUAAGUAUGAGAUGAAGCAAGAUGGAUGCCUUCUGUCACUCAACAUCAAGGACCUCAAAGUUGAAGACAGUGGUACUUACACGUGUCAAGCAGGAAGUAUAGAGACUGCAGCAACUUUGUCAGUGAAAGAACUCCCAGUGCUGUUUGUGACAGACCUACAAAACAUAGAGGUAGAGGAGGGAGAUUCAGCAUCGCUAUGCUGUGAGCUGUCUAAACCUGGAGUGCGAGUACAGUGGAAGAAGAACAGACUACCUCUGAGGGCCAACUCAAAGUAUGAAAUGAGACAAGAUGGAUGUCUGCUUCAACUCAACAUCAAAGACCUCAAGCCUGAGGACAGUGGUAGCUACUCAUGUCAAGCAGGAAGUGCAGAGACUGUGGCCACUUUAUCAGUGAAAGAGCUGCCACCGUUGUUUGUGAAAGAUCUACAAAGCAAAGAGGUGGAAGAGGGGGGUUCAAUCUCUCUGUGCUGUGAGUUGUCUAAACCUGGAGGGAAAGUGCAGUGGAAGAAGAACAAGCUACCUCUCAGGGCCAACAGGAAGUAUGAGAUGAAGCAAGAUGGCUGUCUCCUUCAACUCAACAUCACAGACCUCAAACCUGAGGACAGUGGUAGUUACUCGUGUCAAGCCGGAAGUGAAGAGACUGUGGCCACUUUAUCAGUGAAAGAGCUUCCACCGUUGUUUGUGAAAGAUCUGCAAAGCAUGGAGCUGGAAGAGGGAGGCUCACUCUCUUUAUGCUGUGAGCUGUCCAAACCUGGAGUUCAAGUGCAGUGGAAAAAGAACAGGCUGCCUCUGAGGGCCAACAGUAGGUAUGAGAUGAAGCAAGAUGGCUGCCUUCUCCAGCUCUAUGUCAGGGAACUCAAGCCAGAGGACAGUGGGACCUACACCUGUCAAGUAGGACGGGCAGAAACCAGUGCAACAGUUUCUGUAAAAGAGAUCCUUCCACUGUUUAAGAAAAAACUCCAAAGUAUAGAGGCAGAGAAGGGAGCUACAGCUGUCAUGUCUUGUGAGCUGUCAAAACCUGCAGUGUCAGUGCAGUGGAAGAAGAACACACUACCACUAAAGGUGAGCAGGAAGUAUGAAAUAAAACAGGAUGGCUGCCUCCUCCAGCUUCACAUAAAGGAGCUUCAUCCCGAGGACAGCGGCAGUUACACCUGUCAAGUAGGAAGUGCAGAGACCACUGCAACUGUGACCGUAAAAGAACUCCCCAUCUUCUUCAAGAAAGAAUUACAAAACAUGGAGACAGAGGAGGGAGGUGCAGUCAUCUUGUGCUGUGAACUGUCUACCACUGGAGUGUCAGUACAAUGGAAAAAGAACAGAAUAACAAUCAGAGCAAACAAGAAGUACGAAAUGAAGCAGGAUGGCACGUUAGUCCAACUUCAUGUCAAGGAUCUUAAUCCACAAGACAGUGGAAGCUACUUAUGUCAAGCAGGGAAUGCAGAGACCACUGCAGUACUGACUGUAAAAGCACCAAAGACUCCACCAAUUGAAGAACCUUCUGUGAUACUGCCACGGACAAGAAAUACCGCUUCCAAAUCUGAAAAUGACAUUCUCCCUGAUGCUCACCCAAGCCUUCCAGAGCCUAAGAAGAGGACAUUGCGAAAAGCAUCCAUCACUGCUUUAGAACAAAAUGAAAAGCUCACGUUGAACAUAAAACAACCUAUCCAGUCUUUAUCAAGAGAUGUAAAAGACCAAAAAGAUAUCCAGACAGAAAAAUCUACAGAGACAGAAUUUGACAAUGUUCGAGCUUCAAACCGACAUGAGGAUAUAAUUGACAAAGAUGGAGAGGUUUGCGAAAGACCAGCAAUGUUAGUUGAGGAGGAGCAUGAUAUUGAAAAAGCUAACAUGGAGAACAUACAACCAGCAAAACGACAGACUAAGGCAGAAGUGACUCAGCUAGGUAGGAUUUUUGGAGACAAUAGUGCUGAUCAACAGACCCAGAUAUUUCAAUCCCUGGAAAUGGAUCAAAAUCAAAAAGAGAAAUCCUGCGAAAAAGUCAGAGAAGUUGAGAAAAUAGAACAUCCAGAGACAAUGUUGUGGAAGAGAGUCGAAGAAGAAAAGAAAACUGUUAAUCCAUUAGUAAUGUCUAUUGGAAACAAGAUGAUAGAACACGAAGCAAAGCUGACUGCUGAGGAUAGUGAAAUAGGGAAGACGGAAGAGGACGUUAAAGCGCCUGUGAGGUUAAAGGGAAAGGCAACAGUGGGAGGAAAAGAGCCUCCAGAAUAUCUUGAAAAAGAAUCUGAGGUGCCUAUCAAACAGCCAUCAAACUCUACAGUCAUUGACUCCAAUGAAGUAAAUACACAGAGAAACCAUUUGAAACAAGCUGUGACCACAGAGAGAGUAGAGGUACAAGUGAUACAAGAGCCAUCUGUGAAUCAGCAGAACAGACGCUCUGUAAAAGGAUCAGAACUACCUCAAGAUACAAAAAUAGAAAAUAAGAUAAUUCCUCCAAAGCCACCUGUGAGAACAAAAAGCAAAACAAAAACAGAGAAAGAACUGUCAAGAGACACUGACACUGAUCAAGAUGAGCAACUGCUGCGACAAAAACAGGUUGCAAGGUCUUUGAAAGAAGAGCAACCAAGACUUGAGCAAAACAAGUCGGUAACAGCAAGUGCUGAACUGUUGGAGACAACGGUUGUCCACAAACAGUUGAUCAAACAUCCAGUAAAGCCCAUGAGAAAAGAAUCUGAUGUGGACAAUGAAAUAGCUGCCAGAUCAAUGGGAAGUAAGGAAGAAGAAGAAGUACAAAUGACAGAAGAUGUUCCACUUCUCUACAUCUCUGAAGAUGAAACUUUCUCAGAAGCUUUAGCCGAGAUCCCAACUGACUAUAGCAUUAUCCAACAUGGGGGCUUUCAAGAUGAAACAUCAACCCAACCCUACACGCCUCCUACAGUUUUGGUUCUCCAGAAAACAGUUAAGGAUGCUCCUCCAGAGAUUCAGAUCAGUGCCGAAGAUGAACCACAAAUACAGCUGGAUACAGUCAAGAUCCGGACCCCUUUCCAUGGUUACAAGCCUGACAAAGAUUCAAAACCGGUCUUGAAAGAGGUCUUCAAGAACCAGUGCGUGGAUGUAAAUAAUACACUCAGUCUACGGUGUAACGUAGAAGGGCAGUAUGACAGCGUGCGUUGGCUUAAAGAUGGUCAACCAAUCAGUAGUGAUAAACGACAAUCUGUUGAGACCACAGAUGGCGGCUUAUGCUCUCUUGUAAUUAAAGAAGUGACACUCAGUGACAGUGGCAUUUAUACUUGUGAGGUGGUCAAUAAAUUUGGCGUUACGUCCUACAACGGAAACAUAACAGUGGUGCCGCCCCAACAACCUGUUCAGAUAGCGCGCAGACCUGUGCAUCCACCACUAGCUGCAAUAACUCCAUUGCAGUUGGCUCCACUUAGGUCUGAGGACAAAACACAGAUUCCAGAUCAGGUAGUUUCAGCGACUGAUGCUGAUAACUAUGUUGAGAAUGUGGACGUCUCUUUAUGGGAGGCUUACAACCUGACAGAACAAAACAUUCAGAUGAGCCGACAAGAGAGGAGACCAUCAUCUCUCAUCGCUACCAGUUCUAUGUCAAGUCCAUCUGAUUAUGACACGGCACCAGAUAUGCUGGAGCCUGAUGAAAUUAAAACCCCUUCACCGAGGGAGGUUGCAGAGACAACAGAACAAAUUCCUCCAAAGGACUUGGAUGAACAAUUCCCUGAUUCUUUCAAUGUCAAGAAUUUAUUACAAGUUAAAGGCCCCCAAGACGACCGAAUGAGGACACCAUCUCCUAAACACCAUAGGGCCUACACACCUUUAACCAGCACUGUGUCUGGAUCAGAGUCUGAAGGGGAAGAAGAUCAGCACGAGAUAUUUGAAAUGUAUGUGGCUCGAGUAGACUGCAACCCCAACAGCGGAACCAAAGACAGUUUUCUACUGAAGGAGGGUCAGUACAUGGAGGUUCUAGACUCUGUUCAUCCAGACAAAUGGCUCGUAAGAACCAAACCCACCAAAACAAACCCUGCAAGACAGGGAUGGGUGUGCCCAGCCUACCUGGAGAAGAAGAGAAAGGAAGCCUUCAUACAACAGCGGACACCCCAAGAGGAUCUUGAUGGAAUUGGUUCCACAGGAGAAGAGUACAGGAGGGCUUUGAGCCAACUGAUCCAAGGUCUGAUUGAUGGUGAAGAUGAGUUUGUGAAGGAGAUGAAGAUGUUUAUUUCUCAUCCACUAAAUUACUUGGAUUCAAGUCGCCAUGUCCCAGUCAACAUCGUUAACCAGAAAGAUAUUAUUUUCAGAAAUAUAAAGGACAUUGUCUCUCUUCACGAGAAGUCUAUUCUCCCCGGGUUGAGAGAGUGUGCCACUGAUGAUGAUGUUGCCAUGCAUCUGAUCCAGCACUCAGAGGACUUUGAAAAAUAUGUUCACUACAUUCUGGGUCAACCACAAGCAGAGGCCUGCAUUGCUGAUAAAGCUAUCCAACAGUAUCUUAAAGAAUUACCAGGAUCUGGUAGACCUGAGGCACCUGUCAUUGAUUCCCUGACCUUCCUCCAAAGACCAGUUGAAAGGAUCCAGACAUAUCAAGCAUUAAUGAAGGAAUUAAUUAAGAACAAGACAAAAAGCGGCCAAAACUGCUGUCUGUUGGAAGAUGCAUUCUCCCUUGUGGCCUGUCUACCUUGGAGAUCUGACAACCUUCACCAGGUGUCACUCAUUGAGAACUACCCCGCUCCUUUGACUGCUCUGGGUGAGCCUUUGCGGCAGGGGACCUUCACAGUGUGGGAUGACGCUCCAGAAACAAAAAAAACCUCUAGAGGGCACCAAAGACAAGUAUUUCUGUUCAAAGAAUGCAUAGUUCUAUGCAAACUGAAAAAAGAUGCCAGUAAGAACUGUGACACAUAUGUAUUCAAGAAUAAAAUGAAGCUAAAUGAUAUUGAGCUGAAGGAAACAACGGGAUGUGAUGAGAAGACAUGGGAGCUGUGGCAUGAACACAGGGGCUCGGUGCGGAGGUACACAAUACAGGGCCGUUCACCACUAGUGAAACUUUCCUGGCUUAAGGACCUGAAGGAUCUGCAGCAACGAUCCAUCCUGCCCACUAACAAUCCCCCUGUGUUUAAAUCACCACUGUCGGACUGCACAACUAAGAUCGGACAGACCAUCAAACUGAGCUGCAAGGUCGCAGGAUUGCCUCAACCAGUCAUCACUUGGCUCAAAGAUGGCCUUGUGUUGGAGGAUGACCCCCGGCACAUUAUCACAGCAGACAGGUCAGGCACGUGCAGUCUGAUCUUGGACAGCUUGACUGCAGAAGACGCUGGACAAUAUAUGUGCUACGCUACCAGCAGCAUGGGUAGUGCUGGCACUCUGGCUACUGUUAUAGUGCAGGCUCCACCCAGGUUUGUGAGUCGUCUUGAAAGUACUUGCCUGAUUGAGAAUGAAGACAUCCAGUUUAGUUGUUCCACACUCACAACUCCGUUGCCCAAAAUCAGGUGGAUUAAGGAUGAUAACGAGUUGACUGACAAGCAAAAAUAUUCAGUCUUGAAUGACCCUCGAAGUGGAAUUUUAUCUCUAACAGUCAUUGGUGCAACAGAGGCCGACAUCGGACUCUAUGAGUGUGAGCUUUCAAAUGAAUUUGGUUGUGUCAAGUGCAAAGCUGGACUAUGCCCUUCCUACAUUGCUCCAAACGACUCAGACAGUGAACAAAUACACGACUUGCCUCCGAAAGACGCCGACUCUGAUGGUUGGUCCUCUGCUUUUGUGAAGAAAUGGCUACAAACAGAUUUCACACCCACCUCUAUUGCGCAGAGACUUUUCCCAUCCAUUCAAGAACAAGCUGAGAGUAGUAUUGCAGAAGUUCCUCAGUUAGCAUCUGUGGAUCAGCCAACACUGCCACAACUUCCAUGUUACGCUGAAGAGGAAGAAGAAAUUUAUAUCUCAGAGCAAUUGGAGGAAAUUACAGAUGUUCCUCCCUUCAUCCAAGUACCCCCAGAAGAUAUCUAUGUGGAACCUGGCCAAAAAGCAACAUUUACCGCUAUCAUUACAGGAAGGCCUACGCCACAGAUACAGUGGUACAAGGAUGGGGAAGAACUUAGAGCCAGUAAAAAUGUGGAGAUAGUACAACAUGCCGCCCGCUGCUCAGUAACCAUAGUGUGUCCAGAAGGGGAAGACAGUGGCAUUUACACGUGCUUCUCCUACAAUGACUCUGGCCACGUUUCGUGCCAGGCCCAGCUUACAGUGGAGGAAGGUCCGCUGGGGUCUCAGGAAAGAGAAGUGGAGCUGGGGAAAAGAAGGAAGUUAUUUGCAGUCUAUGAUGUUGGUGCAGAAAUUGGGAGGGGAACAUUUGGAGUAGUGAAGCGUGUGAUCCACAGAGGAACAGGUGAAGUUUUUGCUGCCAAAUUCUUACCGCUGCGAAGCAGCACCCGCACCCGGGCUUUCAAGGAGAGGGAUCUGCUAUCUCGUCUGGCUCAUCCCCGGGUGGCUUGUCUACUGGACUUCUUUUGCACCCGGCGCACACUGGUGCUAAUUACAGAACUCUGCUGUUCUCAUGGCCUUGUAGACCAUUUGUUACUCAGAGGAUUAGUCUCAGAGAAAGAGGUUCAGUCAUAUAUCCAGCAAGUUCUUGAAGGAGUUGGACAUAUACACAGCAUGAACAUUUUGCAUCUAGACAUCAAACCAGAGAAUAUCCUCAUGGUAUAUCCACCCAGAGAUGAAAUCAAGAUUUGUGACUUUGGCUUCUGCCAGGAAGUAGACACAUCCAGACAUCAGUAUAGCAUGUUUGGUACGCCAGAGUUUGUUGCACCUGAAGUUGUACAUCAAGAACCCGUCAGUGGGGGCACAGAUAUUUGGUCGGUGGGUGUGAUGGCAUAUCUAUGUCUAUUAUGUCGUUGUCCCUUUGUGGGCGAGACGGACCGUGCUACACUGCUGAGAGUGGGUGAAGGCACCCUAAACUGGGAUGCGCCUGAUGUGAUGAGUAGGAGUCCAGAGGCCCAGAGCUUUCUGCGUAGUCUUCUUCAACCAGACCCUGAGAAGCGUCCUUCAGCCUUUGAAUGCUUGAGCCAUGAAUGGUUCCAGGAUGAAAAUGCAGGUGAAGAUACAGAUGAAAUUAACACGAAGGGUUUAAAGGUGUUCAUUUCAAAAAGAAAAUGGCAGCGUUCCUUGACAUGCGUUGGUUCCGUGCUCACAUUAAGGCAAAUACCUGAGCUCCUGGAUGCUCCUCUCAGAGAUACCGCAGUGACUGUACCCCGUGAACACAUGCAGAACAGCAGUACUUCUAUGAGCAGUGGUUCAUCAUCUGAAUAUGAUGAAGCUGAUUCUUGGGACUUUUUCCAGUACUGCAGCCCAAGUGAUGAAGAGGAAGAUGAAACAGAAGAGGACUAUGAUACUCUGAGCGAGAGAGCACGGAUUCCAGAACCUUUUGCUAAACUUCAUCAAGGCCUAUACGAGGAGGAAGAUGUAGCAUUUGGGGAUGAGGAGGAGGAUGAGCUGGUUAGUCCGAAGGGUGUGCUAGAACGGAGUGUGAGUAGGCAGUCGGCUGCAUCGUCAGAUGUUUCAUACUUGCAAACACCUCAGAAUGAACGAAGGUUCAACAAGGGCAGUAGUCACUCUCUCAACUUUUCCGACGGUGAUGAAGGUUCAGGGAGUGAUGCGGGUAAAAUACCUCGAGGCAGCGUGAUCCGGAGCACUUUCUACAGCUCUUCUCAUCAGCUUUCACCCAUGUCUGCCAGAAACAUGACAUUGCGGGACAAGUUUCAGGCUAAAAAGCAGGAAAGAGGUCGAAAGCCACUUCGAAGAAGCUUGUCAGGGCGUCUUAAUGAACCUCUCAUAGAAUAUGUAGAGGAUGACACCGAGACCAACCGCAGCCAGAGACGGGGAUCCGUCCAGCCCACGAUGCACAAGUCUACUUCCUUUGACGGCAGUGUCAACCGCAUCCAAACCAAUGUUCCACCUCACAGAAGGAGCAGGUCUCUUGACGGGUACUCUCGGCGAUCUCCUAGUUCGCCCAAGCCCUCAAAGCCAGGUGACGAAGAAGGUACGCAAAGUCUGAAAGAGGAUUUCACAGAUGAUGAAGUGGUAGGAAAGAAAUUGCUGGCAAUUCCAAGCCCCCGCAGACCCACAAGAAGACGGGGUUCAGUUGUUCCUGUGCAAGACGCUGCCACAUUGGGUGGUAGAUCUGCUCCAAUAAGCAUAUCUAUGGGUGGCAAAAUAAGUCGGGACCAAUCUGAUGGGGAAGCAUUCACUGGUUCCCAGGGUUCCUUGGCUGAGUCAUUUAUUUUGGAGCAUGAUGGCUCUGAGUCCUCCAGUAGACUUGGUUCAUAUGAGGAGCUCAGAGGGAGGUACAAAUCAGAAGAUAGUGAUGUCUAUGAUGAUCCGCGGGAGCCCUUGUCUUCUUCAUGCCCUCGCUCAUUUCAAGAACUUAGACCCAGAGGCCCCUUUCCUCAAGCUCCACCACGUAACCGCACGCGCUCCCACCCCAACAUAUGCAACAUGCAGACUUCAGCAACACCCAGUCCAAGUCCUAGCCUCUCCUCUUUACAGGCUCCUGAAAGGCCUCCUAGAGCCAAAGAUAAGAAAGACAACCGCGGCCUUCAAAGACAUGCAUCUGCACCAGCUCUUGAAAUUCAGCCACCAGCAGGAAAAUCCCCAAAACUGGGGCUACUGAAGAUGUUCCGCAGGCAGUCCUGGGCUAGCCAUUCCUACUCACAGUUAGACAGCAGAGAGUUAGGACCAACGCUAGGAGAGAUCAUGAAGCCAGAUACACCGACCAUGUCCCUUAGGAAGAGAAUGAGAGCUUCAGCCUCAAGUCUGACCAAGCUGUUUUCAAGGUCAUCUAGUCAGGAUGAUCUAAGUAAAGGCGGGCCAAUAGUUAAGGGAUCUACUUUUCCUGAAAAGGAAUAUAGUUUUGAGAUUCCUAAAAAGAGGACCUCAAAGCGUUUGCCUUCUUUUAAGAUACCAGCGUUCAAAAAAUCGAAAGAGCUUCUCAUCCGUCCAAACAAGGCAGAUGUGCUACAUUUGGACGGAGGUGGAGUUCUACUGGUCUGGAAGCCUGUCCAGUCUAGUGACCCUGUUACCUACUGUGUGCAGUACUGUACAGAUGGUGGGGAGUGGACAGUCCUAUCGGAGGACGUUAGUGACAGCAGUUAUGUGGCAAGGGACCUACCCAGAGGAAUGUCUUAUGUUUUUAGGGUGGGUUGCAUAACUAAGAUGGGAGCAGGGCCUUUCAGUGACGCGUCUGCCCCAGUCGUCAUGGCAACUCACUCUGAAGAUGCAAACAUUCCUCUCAUUCAGACUGAGUGCCUGGGUUCAAAAGUUACUGGGUCAGAAAAUCAAGCAAAUCAGAGGCAUUAUAACUUCCUCUCAGAGAUCAAUAGGGGUCGUUUCAGUGUGGUCAACUUAUGUCGUGAUGCUGAAACAAGCCAAGUGUUUGCUGCCAAAAUAACACCUUACAGAGCAGAGCAGAGACAGUUGGUUCUCAGGGAAUAUCAGCUGCUGAGGAGGCUUCACCAUCCCCACCUGGUACAGCUGCACACUGCUUACAUCACAUCCUGUCACCUGGUGCUCGUGGAGGAGCUCUGUCCUGGCAAAGAGUUGCUCGACAGUCUAGCUGCAAGAGAUCUGUACUCGGAGGCUAACGUAGCUGAGCUGCUAUGUCAAAUCCUGAGUGCAGUCGACUAUCUUCAUGGCCGGCGAGUGGUCCAUCUAGACCUCAAAUCUGACAAUAUGCUGGUGGAUGACGGCAACCACCUGAAGAUUGUGGAUUUCGGCUCGGCCCAGUCUUUCAUACCUGGUCAACCUCUCCACACCGAGCACCUGCACGGCCAAUCAGAGAGCAAAGAACGCUGCGGCAAAGUUUAUAUUGUCCUCCCUAAAGCUCCGGAAAUCCUGGAGGGUCAAGGUGUUGGGCCUGAGACUGAUGUUUGGGCGAUUGGAGUUCUCUUAUUUAUUAUGUUGAGUGCUGAUAGCCCGUUUCACUCAGAACUGAGUUGGGAACAAGACAAAAACAUCAAGAAAGGGAAGAUCCAGUUUGGGCGCUGUUAUCCUGGUUUGUCAGAAGGAGCCUUGAACUUAAUGAAGAUAAGCCUUAAUAACAAAUCCUGGGGGAGACCCACUGCGGCCGAGUGUCUCCAGAAUUCCUGGCUGCGCGCUCAUCGUGCUCCCCACCGAUCACGCCAAUCUAAGGUGUGUUUCUCCACUGAUAAGCUCAAAGCGUAUCUCGCACAGAAGGAAGAGAAGAGAGAUCAAGUGCGGAUCAAGAUUCAAGGUCCCUUCUUCCAAUAG
Nerophis lumbriciformis (worm pipefish) is the source of this 19536-nucleotide messenger RNA. The record is from RefSeq and is a predicted model, not a curated record. Lineage: Eukaryota; Metazoa; Chordata; Actinopteri; Syngnathiformes; Syngnathidae.